Molecule: messenger RNA, 2223 nt
Organism: Fusarium coffeatum
Lineage: Eukaryota; Fungi; Ascomycota; Sordariomycetes; Hypocreales; Nectriaceae
Exons: 2
Coding region: 1-2223 (740 amino acids)
Molecular function (GO): ATP binding; ATP hydrolysis activity
Source: RefSeq, a predicted model, not a curated record
AUGCUCGGAUUCAUCGGAGAUGCCAUUUCAGAUGUCGCAUGGAAAUGCAAAUGCAAACUUCUACCCCACAAGAAGUCCCCUCUCGACGUACCAGUCGACGUCGAGAGAGGAUAUGAGGAGGAAGAUAUCGAGGACAUCACCAGCAAAGAUGCUACUUUUGGUACCGAUGCAGUCAUCCAAACUCUUUACGAGGGCAAAAGAUCUGAUGGAAUGCGUGACUUCGAUUGGAGAACCUUUCCUCCCAAGCCAAUCUCCAAGGCUGUCAUCAAAGCUCGCGACCGUGUUGCCAUCAGAGUUUACAAGGUCAAAGACGACGACAAAGACCAAGUGCCUGGCCGCUUUGCUCUCAAGUACCACAGAAUCGAUGUCCAGAACCAUCUCCUGGUUAGCGCCCUUGAACCAAUUUUAAAGCAGGAGAACCUCAUUCUCAACGUUCAUGAUAUAGCGACAUUCAAGGCACCCUUUCGCCCUCUUUGGUUUUGUCAAGAUGCCAUCAGAGACUUGUAUCAGGAGACAAACAAGGACAACCCUCUCAAAGGAUAUAUGCAGCUCCUCAUCAGAGUCCUUGAUGAAUGCUUCCGUGAUCUCAAGAUCAAACGACACCAUUUGCUUGAUAAGAGUCUGAUUGACUAUCAGAUUGCCUGGACAUUAUUCCCUAGGGAUUCGACGAUCUACAGUUAUGGGAUGAACUCGGAGUUCAUCGCCAAGGUAGAUAACACCGAGUAUAGGCGCAAGGAUGGUGUUAAUGAGCUCGUCGUUAACUCUAAAGUUAUAUCUUUCAACGGAAAACGGUUCAUUUGGACAAAGAAGGAAUUGACUAUUGAGGCCUUCGUUGGCAAUAAGCCGAUCCGUGAACUUCGACAUUACCCUUUCGACAUGCAUCCAGACAAAGCCUCUAUCCAGGACCACCUACUAGCGCGAGGUAGAAAGGCUCUUGACUUGCAGGGGUUGUCAUACUGCUCCUACAGUGGAAUUUCACUUGAACGUGGAAUCAUGGGAUACACGAAGCACAAUGUGGAAGGCCGCAUCUUGGUGGAUGUUGCAGGGUACAACACAUACCAUCUAGCCCAAGGGAAGCGCGAGGACCAAGACCCCGACAUUGAAGCGGUACAUGAGCCGCAAACCAGCACCAGUCUAAGCCACGAUGUUAUCAAAGCAGAGGACAAAUGUUUCAAGAACCAGCAAAACAGGAUCUCUGAAGAGGAUCAAACUUUGAACAAGGAGAGACUUCUGGAAAAGCCAAACGACAUUGCUUUCAUAUCCGAGCUCAUUAGCGGAUAUGCGUUAAAGAACAAGAUCUGGACUCAGUUUUUCAUAGAAGACAUCGAGCCAAUUGUGUGGAACGAUAAGGCCUACGACCAUCUCGUCUUUGACCAUCAACAGAAGGAUCUUGUCCUAUCUUUCGUCGAGAAUCACAGUUUGGCCAAUGGUACAUCCACAGCUAUGGGGGAUGUCAUCGUCGGCAAGGGCCAAGGUCUCAUCAUGUUGCUGUCCGGCCCCCCUGGUACGGGUAAGACUCUCAUGGCUGAAGCCAUCGCAGACCGUGCCCGUCGUCCGCUGUUUUAUCUGCAAGCCGAGGAUUUGGGUAUUAGCGCUGACACUCUAGGCGCCAACCUCAAACGUGUUUUUGAGAUGGCGACCGAGUGGAAUGCUGUCGUCCUCCUUGAUGAGGCAGAUGUCUUUAUGGCGGAACGCAAUCCCAACGAUAUUCACCGCAACGAACUCGUCAGCAUUUUCCUCCGAGAGCUCGAGUAUUUCCGUGGCAUCAUCUUUUUGACAACCAACUUGUAUCAAACCAUUGAUACUGCGUUCCGCAGCCGAGUCAGCCUGCAUCUUCGCUUCGAGUCUCUCGACCGCAAGGCUCGCGAGGCCGUCUGGCGCAAGUUCCUUCAGCUUGUGCCGGAGAACGACCGAGUCACAGACGUUACCGACGAGUCUCCUGACACUGGAUCUACCACACCCAGAAAUAGCGACACGGAGGAAGGUGCCGAGAGAGGUAUUAGCACGAGCUACGAUGACAAGCCACUCGACGAUGAAGAUAUCGCCGAGCUUUCACUGUGGCAACUCAACGGACGUGAGAUCAAGACUGCUGUCAAGAUGGCACGCAGCUGGUGCGGAUACAAGGGGUAUGCCAUGACGCUCUCGCGAUUGGAGAAUUCUAUCAAGACGACAAGCCCACUUGCGAACAAAGACGGCGAUGUUGAUCAGUCCCUUUACGACUGA